Molecule: messenger RNA, 1566 nt
Organism: Antrostomus carolinensis (chuck-will's-widow)
Lineage: Eukaryota; Metazoa; Chordata; Aves; Caprimulgiformes; Caprimulgidae
Product: serine/threonine-protein kinase PAK 3
Exons: 13
Biological process (GO): protein phosphorylation
Molecular function (GO): protein serine/threonine kinase activity; ATP binding
Source: RefSeq, a predicted model, not a curated record
CCAGAUCUCUAUGGCUCACAGAUGUGCACAGGGAAGCUCCCAGAGGGCAUUCCAGAGCAGUGGGCCAGACUACUACAGACCUCCAACAUAACAAAACUGGAGCAGAAGAAGAACCCACAAGCUGUUCUAGAUGUUCUCAAAUUUUAUGAUUCCAAAGAAACAGUUAACAACCAGAAAUAUAUGAGCUUUACGUCAGGAGAUAAAAGCGCCCAUGGAUACAUAGAAGCCCAUCCUUCGAGCACAAAGACAGCAUCAGAACCACCUCUAGCUCCCUCUGUCUCUGAAGAAGAGGAUGAAGAUGAUGAAGAAGAGGAAGAUGACAAUGAACCUCCACCUGUUAUCGCACCACGGCCUGAACAUACAAAAUCAAUCUACACACGCUCUGUAAUUGAACCUGCCGCUGCACCAGCACCAGCUAAAGAAGCCACCACUCCCCAGCCUGAAAAUUCAAACACAAACACUUUGUACAGAAACACAGACCGGCAGCGAAAAAAAUCCAAGAUGACAGAUGAGGAGAUCCUGGAGAAACUGAGGAGCAUUGUGAGCGUGGGAGAUCCUAAGAAGAAAUACACUCGAUUUGAAAAAAUUGGCCAAGGGGCAUCAGGAACUGUUUAUACAGCAAUCGACAUCGCCACAGGACAAGAGGUGGCCAUAAAGCAAAUGAAUCUCCAACAACAGCCCAAAAAGGAACUAAUUAUUAAUGAAAUCCUGGUCAUGAGGGAAAAUAAGAACCCCAAUAUUGUUAACUAUUUGGACAGCUACCUAGUCGGUGAUGAACUCUGGGUGGUAAUGGAAUACUUGGCUGGAGGCUCUUUAACUGAUGUUGUCACAGAGACAUGUAUGGAUGAAGGACAGAUAGCAGCUGUCUGUAGGGAGUGCCUGCAAGCACUGGAUUUCCUUCAUUCAAACCAAGUGAUUCACAGAGACAUCAAGAGUGACAAUAUUCUUCUUGGAAUGGACGGAUCUGUCAAAUUGACUGAUUUUGGCUUCUGUGCUCAGAUCACCCCUGAGCAGAGUAAACGGAGCACAAUGGUCGGGACUCCUUACUGGAUGGCACCAGAAGUGGUGACAAGAAAAGCAUAUGGCCCCAAAGUGGACAUCUGGUCACUUGGGAUCAUGGCAAUAGAAAUGGUGGAAGGAGAACCUCCUUACCUUAAUGAAAAUCCUCUCAGGGCGCUGUAUCUGAUAGCUACGAACGGGACACCGGAGCUGCAGAACCCCGAGCGGCUGUCCGCUGUGUUUCGAGACUUUCUGAACUGCUGCCUGGAGAUGGACGUGGACAGGCGAGGGUCUGCCAAGGAGCUUCUGCAGCAUCCAUUUUUAAAAUUAGCCAAGCCACUCUCCAGCCUGACUCCUCUGAUCAUUGCAGCAAAGGAAGCGAUUAAGAACAGCAGCCGCUAGCGCUUCAGGCCGGCUUUCUCCCGUGCCAGCUCAGAGCAGGACUGAGAACAAAAACUCUAUGAAACCUCAACUCUCGUGCUGCAGGACAGAUGGACGGAUGAACAAACCAACGGUCACAGUCAAGGAGGUAGGAGGGAGAACAACCCAGUCCCUCAAGGAGUAAAA